AUGUACACGGCAUCUCUCGCCUUUUUCGAGGCCCUAUGGGCUGCUGGCGUGACGCAUUGUUUCGUCAACUUGGGCUCCGACCACCCCAGCAUCAUCGAGGCCAUGGUCCUGGGCCAACGGGAGAAGAAGGGUGCCUUCCCCCGUAUCAUCACCUGUCCCAACGAGAUGGUCGCCAUGUCCAUGGCCGACGGCUACGCCCGCCUCACUGGAAAGCCGCAAUGCGUCAUCGUCCACGUCGACGUCGGCACCCAAGGCCUCGGAGCAGCAGUGCACAACGCCUCGAGCGGCCGCGCCCCCAUCCUCCUCUUCGCCGGCCUCUCGCCCUUCACGCUGGACGGCGAGCUCCGCGGCAGCCGCACCGAGUACAUCCACUGGAUCCAGGACGUGCCCGACCAGAAGCAGAUCGUGGCGCAGUACUGUCGGUACUCGGGCGAGAUUAAGACGGGGCUCAACGUCAAGCAGAUGGUGAACCGCGCGCUGCAGUUCGCGAGGUCGGAUCCUCAGGGUCCAGUGUAUUUGUGCGGUGCGAGGGAGGUUAUGGAGACGGAUAUUCCGCAGCAGAUUGAGUUGAGGCAGGAGGAAUGGGAGCCUGUUAAGUUGGGGGGGUUGCCGGUUGGUGCGGCGGAGGGGAUUGCGAAGGCGUUGGCGGGUGCGAAGGAGCCUUUGUUGGUUACGGGGUAUUCUGGCAGGAACCACAAGAUCCCCGACGCGCUGGUGAGAUUGGCCGAUAAGGUCAAGGGUCUGAGGGUGCUUGAUACGGGUGGCAGCGACAUGUGUUUCCCUGCGAACCAUCCGGCAUGGGUCGGUCUGCGAUACGGCAUCCACGAUGCCAUCACUACGGCGGACGUUAUUGUUGUCAUCGACUGCGACGUGCCCUGGAUCCCGACACGGUGCGCGCCCAAGGAAGGGGCUAGGAUCUUCCACAUCGAUGUCGACCCGCUGAAGCAGCAGAUGCCCGUGUUUUACAUCCCCGCCCAGGAGCGAUACCGCGCCGAGGCGCUCACCAGCGUCGAGCAGAUCCUCGCCGCGUUCGAGGCGACGCCCGAACUCCAAGCGCAGCUGGAUUCGGACGAGGCCAAGGCGGCCGGCAAGGCUCGAGAGGAGUCGUAUAACGCGUUGCUUAAGACGAUGGAUACAACAUACCGGCCGCUCGAGGAUGGGUCCUUUGGCACGGGUCACCUCUGCCGGACACUACGGAAGCUGUGUCCCGAGGACACGAUCUGGGCCGUGGAGGCGGUGACGAAUUCGCAGUUUACACACGACGGGAUUAUGCCGACGCUGCCUGGGUCGUGGAUUAACUGCGGUGGAGGUGGGUUGGGAUGGUCUGGUGGUGCGGCGCUAGGUAUUAAGCUUGCGUCGGAUGCGGAGCACGGCGGCAAGGGCAAGUUUGUGGUGCAGAUUGUUGGUGAUGGGACGUAUUUGUUCUCUGUGCCUGGAAGCGUAUACUGGAUUGCGAGGAGGUACAAGAUUCCUGUCUUGACGAUUGUGCUGAACAACAAGGGCUGGAACGCCCCGCGCCACUCAUACCUCCUCGUGCACCCCAACGGCGAAGCGUCGCGCGCCUCCAACGAGGAGAUCAACAUCUCGUUCGACCCCGUGCCGGACUACGCGGGCAUCGCCAAGGCGGCGGCGGGCGGAGAGCUACACGCGGCGCGGGUGGACAGGGCCGAGGACCUCGAAAAGGUGUUGGCCGAGGCGGUCAAGGUCGUGGAAGGGGGUGUGGCUGCGGUUGUGGAUGUCAAGGUUGUGAAGGGGUGUUGA
This is a messenger RNA of Scedosporium apiospermum, 1761 nucleotides long. RefSeq names its product Thiamine pyrophosphate enzyme. Gene Ontology annotation, molecular function: thiamine pyrophosphate binding; magnesium ion binding; flavin adenine dinucleotide binding. The record is from RefSeq and is a predicted model, not a curated record. Bases 1 to 1761 code for a protein of 586 amino acids. NCBI's taxonomy places the organism in Eukaryota, Fungi, Ascomycota, Sordariomycetes, Microascales, Microascaceae. The transcript has 3 exons. Gene Ontology annotation, cellular component: acetolactate synthase complex; mitochondrion. Gene Ontology annotation, biological process: L-valine biosynthetic process.